Henningerozyma blattae CBS 6284 is the source of this 1356-nucleotide messenger RNA. RefSeq names its product zinc finger CCHC domain-containing protein. Gene Ontology annotation, biological process: polyadenylation-dependent RNA catabolic process. The transcript has a single exon. The record is from RefSeq and is a predicted model, not a curated record. Bases 1 to 1356 code for a protein of 451 amino acids. NCBI's taxonomy places the organism in Eukaryota, Fungi, Ascomycota, Saccharomycetes, Saccharomycetales, Saccharomycetaceae. Gene Ontology annotation, molecular function: zinc ion binding; nucleic acid binding.
AUGAGCACUUUAUCGGAAGUGGAACCAAUGGAUUCCAUAGAUUUUAACAAGCAUGUAACAUCUCAAAUAGCAUCAUCCUUUAAAACUAAUAUCGAUGAUAAAAAGACUGAUGGUGGUUCAACCAGUGACAAAAUAGAUGAUAAAUCAGCGAUUUUCACUGAUGACAAUAAGUCAGUAGCACUCACUAUCGAAGAAGUAGAUGAUAAUAAAGAAGAACUAAGAGCUCUUCGAGGUCAAGGACGUUAUUUUGGUCUUGAGGAUGACAAUUUAAACAAAUUAGAACCAAAAUGUAACAAUUGUUCGCAAAGAGGUCAUUUAAAAAAAAACUGUCCCCAUGUAAUUUGUACUUACUGUGGUGUUUUAGAUGAUCAUUAUUCUCAACAUUGUCCAAAAGCCAUAAUUUGUUCAAAUUGUAAUGAAUCAGGCCAUUACAAAUCGAAAUGUCCACAAAAAUGGAAAAGAAAAUUCUGUACUAUGUGUAACAGUAAAAUACAUUCAAGAGAUAGAUGCCCAAAUGUUUGGAGGAGUUACUUAUUAAAAGAAUCACCAGAAAAUUCAAAUAAUAAAAAUGAUACCAACACUAAGAAACAAUCAAAAUUAUCUAUUGAUUUCAUAUCAUGCUACAAUUGUGGUUUCUCAGGCCAUUUUGGUGAUGAUUGUAGAGAAAGAAGAUCGUCGAAAGUUCCAAUAGAAGAUGGCAGUGCAUUUUCGGGUGACAACUUAGCACCCUCUUUAAAAAAAGAAUAUUACUCAUUAUUAAACAAGGUAAUGAGCAAAACUAACAACAGGCAUAAACGAUUUGAUGACGAUCAUGAUAAAAAAGGUAAUAAUCAGAAAAAUCUAAAAAAAGAGAAGAGGCAAGAUAAGAAGUCACAAUCAGCUAAACGUAAUUACAAUGAUUCUAGAACAAAUAAUAAAAAGAGAAGAAGAGAUGAUUAUGAUUAUGAUAUAAGUGAUGAUAAUGGCUACGAUAAUCAUCAUACUGGAAACUAUGGCAAUAGAAAUGAUUAUAAAGGAUCUAACUACAAUGAUUAUGAUAGGUAUAGUAAUGAUAGUGAAAAAUACAGAAAUAAUAAUCAAAAAUAUAGAGACUACAAUAAUCAAAGAAAUAAUAACAGAAAUAGUAACAGACAGACUAGCAGAAAUAAUGAUAGAAAUUUUAAUAGAAACAACAAUUAUAGAAAUGAUAGGCAUCCUUUGGAUUUCCCAAGAUCUAAGAGUGAUUCCUCUAAUCACAUCUCCCAAGAUAUGAAUAAUUCUCGUUAUGGCAGGUCUAGUAAUAAUGACCUUCCUAAAGGGCCAAAUAAUUAUAAAAGGCAUAAUCAGUUUAAGUCAUUUCGAAAAAACCAAAAUUAA